Molecule: messenger RNA, 2472 nt
Organism: Tetrahymena thermophila SB210
Lineage: Eukaryota; Ciliophora; Oligohymenophorea; Hymenostomatida; Tetrahymenidae
Exons: 14
Source: RefSeq, a predicted model, not a curated record
AUGAAUAGGAGUAUUACUCAAAGUCCCGGCAGAUAUUAUGUUAACAAUUCAAAGAUUGAAAUAUAGUAACCUGUGCAUAAAACAAAAUACUUCUCAGGAAAAAAAGAUAAUUCAUACAACAAUGCAGCACCUACAUUUGAUGAAUAUGAUAAGUGGCUAGAAUAGGAGAAAGCCCAUAAGUAACUGAAUAUUAUGAACAGAGAAGUAGGUGAACUAAGAUCAGACAAGCAAGCAUUAGAAAAUGAAAAAAAAUAAAAAGAUUUCGAAAUAUAAAAACUUCUUGCAGAAAAAGAAUAUUUAAUGAGAAAUGCCACUUAAAAUAAUGGUAAACUGAAAGACAUAAAGAAAUCAAAUAUUUAUAAUGUUUAAGAAGAAAAUGAAAAAUUAAGAAGAGAAUUAGAUGAUUAAAAAUAAAAGGAGUUAUAAAUGUAGACUAUGAUCUAGAAUUAAAAAUAAUAAAUUGUUGACUUAGAAUCUAGAUACAGAAAUACUAACAAUCAUAGUACAAUUAAUGGAAGACCAAAACCUCUUCUUACUGAAGAUGAUGAAGAAGGAGCUCACCCUAAAAAAUUUGGAUAUAGCUAAGGAAAUUAUGGAAAUUAAAGUACAAGAAAUAAUACACCUACAAAUUCAUUUAGACUAAGAAAAUAAAAAUAUAUGACACCAAAUAAGGAAUAUCCUUAAUCGACUACAAACGGACUAAAAAUUGAAGAGUGGUAACCAAGAAAUUUUACUCCUCAUGAUCAAACAACAGAAAGAAGAAGAAGUUUGGCAAAUAAUAAAAGUAUAUUUUAAGAUCCUAGUUUAAAUCCAACUUAUUUGAAAACAAACGAAAAAACAUUUAAGAGCUUUGACACUACUGCAUUAAAAGAAUAGUUUACUAAAAUUCAACCCUUUGAUUAUGACACAAUUAUGCCAGGAUUUGAUCCGAAUGUUGCUUCAAGAGAUGAAAUGAAUUAAUACAUCGGUAUCCUCAAAAAACAGUUUGCAAUUUAAGAAAGGAAAUAUAUUAAUGAGAUAGAAAACUUAAGGAUAAAAAUUUAACGUAUUGAAAUAGAGAAAUUGGAGAUCCUAGACUAAAGCAAAUAAAAAGAGUUACAAGCAGCAGAGUGCGAGAAUAAACUUAAAGAUAGAGAAAAAGAAUUGAGUCUUGCUUAUAUAAGGCUAAAAAAUCCCGAAUAAAAAUUAAACAAUGCAAGUAACUAUAGUGUAAAUACUCUUCCUCUCUCUAGACAAGAUUUAUAAAAGAAUUCAAGAAUAUAAAAUAUCGAAACCCUUAAAGGAUCUCUCAGCUCUGAGGAUCUCAUGAUCAUAGCUACACAUGCAAAGCUAAGCAAAAUAACAAUAUGGAGUUCUUCAGAUCGUAUUUAAGGUUUAACAUUUUAAUAUACGAAACCUGAUGGAAAUACACUUGAAGCAGAUAAUUCAUAUUUCUUUUAGAGAAAUUACAGAUACGAUACUUUUGCUGUUCAAGAAGAAGAUACAGUUUAAAUAAUAGGAAAAUAUAACAUUAAAGGUGUUAAGUACAUUUAAAUAAACAACUAAAAAGGCCCACAUAAAAAAUAUAGACCUGUUGGUAUUUAAGAAGAAGAAUCUGACACUGAUGAGUCUUUUGUUAUUCCUAUUAACAGAGAUUGCAACAUUCUUAAAGUGAUGUUCCCUAAUAUUUUCAGCUAUGAUAUGAAAGGAGCUAAAAUAUAUGACCGUCAUCAUCAAAAUUUUAUAUACGUAGAAACCAAUAGAAUCUCGUCCCUAUAAAAUGCAGAAGUUAUAUGGAACAGAGAAGUUUUAGAUAGAAAAAAUAAAAAAGACCCUAUGGAAGGAAAAAGGACAGAUAGUCCUCCAAGAUCUUUUAAUAUUCCAGGAUCUGGUAAGGGUAUUUUACCAUAAGCUUAGGCUUAAAAUCAAGAUGAAAAUGUUGAAUCUACUAUGAACCCUGAGGGUGCUAAAUACUAUUAUUCUGAUAAUAUAGAUGCAUAUAAACUCAAUGAAGUUAUGGAUUCACCUGACGGAGGAAAAAUUAAUUUCUCUGACGGAGAACUCAUAUUCAUGGAAAAAAAACUUAAAAUAUUUAAAGUGCUUAUAUGGGCUGAUGAAAAUUAUGUUUAUGGUUUAAAAUUCAGCUAUUUAACUCCAGAUGGCUUUAAUUUAAUUGAAGGUAAAUAGCAUGCUGGUAUUGAUAUACAGCAUCUAAGCUACAAAGAAGUUGACCUUUCAAAUCCUGAAAUAUUCCUUUCUCGUAUAUAUUUCUACAGAAGAGAUAAUCUUUAUAUUGAAAAGUUAGUCUUUUUACUUUCUAAUGGUUAAAAAUUUUCUUGGGGAAGACAAGUUCCCUCUAGAGAAGCUAAAGAAUGCUUAAUAGAAUUAAAAUAAGUUUCUUCAUAUGUAUAUGGAUCUCUAAUACCAAUUCCUUAAAUGUAAACUCCUGGAUAACUGGUUUUGUCUAAUUUAAGGGUAUCAGAAAUACGCUGA